Messenger RNA from Oenanthe melanoleuca, 1297 nucleotides. RefSeq names its product purinergic receptor P2Y13 (gene P2RY13). Gene Ontology annotation, biological process: negative regulation of adenylate cyclase activity; G protein-coupled receptor signaling pathway. The record is from RefSeq and is a predicted model, not a curated record. Gene Ontology annotation, molecular function: G protein-coupled purinergic nucleotide receptor activity. The transcript has 2 exons. Gene Ontology annotation, cellular component: membrane. The coding region runs from base 156 to 1184 and encodes 342 amino acids. NCBI's taxonomy places the organism in Eukaryota, Metazoa, Chordata, Aves, Passeriformes, Muscicapidae.
AAGGAAACCACACAGCAACAGAAAAAGUCUCAUCUUUCUACACAUUUCCCCACUCUUAACACUUUGCUCAAGGCUCCUGCUGGCAGAGGAGCCGUGGAUGAGACAGGGACAGCACAGAGGCCUCUGCUGCAGGUUUGCCCAGCCUGCUCCCGGCGAUGGGAGACUCUGCCAACACGAGCAGUGCUGCUAACAGCAGCGGAGCCCCCUCCCCUGUGCCGUGCCCCCGGGACACCGCGCUCACCCAGCUGCUCUUCCCCGUGCUCUACACCCUCAUCUUCCUCCUGGGGCUGCUGCUCAACAGCCUGGCCUGCUGGGCUUUCUUCCACAUCCCGAGCACAUCGACGUUCAUCGUGUACUUGAAGAACACGCUGGUGUCUGACUCCCUGAUGACGCUGCUGCUGCCGCCGAAGAUCCUGGCGGACGCGGGGCUGGCGCCCUGGCGGCUCCGCGCCUUCGUCUGCCGCUUCUCGGCCGUGCUCUUCUACGCCUGCAUGUACAUCAGCAUCGUGCUGCUGGGGCUCAUCGCCUUCGACCGCUUCCUCAAGAUCCUCAGGCCCUUUGGGAAGUUCUGGGUGCAGAAUCCCACCUCAGCACGGAUCCUGGCGGGGCUGGUCUGGCUCUUCUUCCUGCUGCUCUCGCUGCCCAACGUGGUCCUGUCCGGCGAGGCGGCCACGCCGCAGUCCGUGAGGAAGUGUGCCUCCCUCAAGAGCCCCCUGGGGCUCAGGUGGCACGAGGCUGUCAACUACAUCUGCCAGCUCAUCUUCUGGACCGUCCUGGUCCUCAUGCUGCUCUUCUACACCGUCAUUGCCAAGAAGGUGUACGAGUCCUACACAAAAACACAGAGGAAAGACAACCGAAGCCAGAAACGCAUCAAGGGGAAAGUGUUCAUCAUCUUCACCGUGUUCUUCGUGUGCUUUGCCCCCUUCCACUUCAGCAGGGUGCCCUACACGCUGAGCCAGACCAGGCCCACGGGCUGCCGCCUGCAGAACCGGCUCUUCGUGGCCAAGGAGAGCACGCUGUGGCUGGCGGCCACCAACGUGUGCGCGGACCCGCUCAUCUACCUGCUGCUGUGCCGGCCCUUCGUGGAGAGGGUGCUGUGCAGGAGGGGCAGGGCCCCGCAGGGAGCAGCCCCGAGCCAGGCAAACACCCAGCUGGACACGCGGGUGUCUCCCGCCGAGCCCUGACCCUGCAGCUGCCCUGCGUUUCACAGAGCUGGGCACAGCUGGUUUCUCUGCUGAGGAGCACAAAAAGGUGUUUGCCAACUCAUGUUAACAGUCAAUAAAUGCAGCAAAAUGGA